UGAUCAGUGAUCCACGGAAAGAGCCAAAGAUGUCAGCUCGGUCAUGUGAUCAGCUGUGUCCAAUCACAGCUGAUCACAUGUACACUGAUCAUCAGGGCACUGAUGUGUCCAUCAGUGCCAGCUCUCACUGCUCAUCCAUGCCACAUCAAUGCCACAUAUCAGUGCCCAUCUGAGCCCGCCUUUCAGUGUCACCCAUCAGUGCCUGUCAGUGCUGCCAAUCAGUGCCACGUGUCAGUGUGUAUCAGUGCCGCCUAUCAGUGUCAUGUAUCAGUGCUGCCUUUCAGUGCCCAUCAGUGAUGCCUGUCAAUGCCCAUCAGUGCCACCUACCAGUGCCUCCUCAUCAGUGCCCAUCAGUGCAGCCUCAUUAGCGUACAUCAGU
Molecule: messenger RNA, 379 nt
Organism: Staurois parvus
Lineage: Eukaryota; Metazoa; Chordata; Amphibia; Anura; Ranidae
Source: the annotation of a GenBank genome assembly